Molecule: messenger RNA, 4008 nt
Organism: Pediculus humanus corporis (human body louse)
Lineage: Eukaryota; Metazoa; Arthropoda; Insecta; Psocodea; Pediculidae
Exons: 20
Coding region: 1-4008 (1335 amino acids)
Molecular function (GO): nucleotide binding
Source: RefSeq, a predicted model, not a curated record
AUGGUAUGUAAUGAUAUAAUAGGUUUAACUACUAAUGAAGCCCUCGGUCGCUUACACAGCGAUUUCGAGUUGGUUUUAAAGGAAACUAUAGAUAAAAGAGGAUAUUUAAAAAAAAAAAAUUCUUGGAUAUAUGAUACUUUACAUCAUGGUAGUCAAAAUACAACUAUUUGUUGGACUUCCAUCACUUUGUUAUUGAUCAGCAUACUUUCUCUUGGGAUUGCUUACAAUUCUGGUUCUUGCAAAACCUAUAAUACUUCACCAUUAGAUAUUUUAAUUAUUUUUUUUCUUACACUUUUAAAUUUGAGUGUAGUCGGAUGGGACAAUAAUUUAAGGCAUCAAGAAAUUUUGACUCGAGCUUAUCAAAUAUUAGAAAAUUUAGAAAAAAGCAGAGAAUUAGUUAAUUGGAGUCCUUUAAAUUAUCCUCAUUUAUGUACUCCAGCUUCACCUUGUAUAACAUUACAAUGGACCUACAGAGAUGGAGAAAUUGUAAAUUUACCUUGGGCUCUCCUCGUCAGAGGAGAUGUUAUAAUAAUAAGGCCAGGACAAACUUCUCCUGGUUUUUGUACACCAUUUGAUGAUAAAAACAGUCCUGUCCUUCAUGCACAUGAAAUCUAUAGUCCUGCCAUAUCAACAAAUGAAAUGUUUACAGUACCCUCAGCCAGAAUUCCUUUACAAAACAAAAAAUAUAUUCUUGAAGAAACUCCAUAUUUAAGAAAUUUAAAAGUUGUCUUAGAUCAAUCACUUUUUAAACCAAUUUCCUACCAUAAUAAGGAAAGACAUUUAUUAAUGAUUAAAUGCAUUGAACAAACUGCAGUUCCAAUUCUAAUGGUUUUAACUAUUAUAUGUAAUCUUACAAGAUAUUUUUAUUUAUUUGAAUGGUUUGGAAAAGGUGACAUUAGUGAAAUGAUUUUUAUUCAACCUAUAUCAGUUGUGCUUCCCCUGCUACCUUUAAUAUUUCCAGUAUUUUGGUUCUUUUUAAACGCUUAUGGGAUGACCAGGAUUCGAGCAAUUUUACAACAAUCAGCUCCCACACAAAAUUUAGACCCAUUUGAAGAUACUGACAUCGGAGAAAGCAAACAGCCAGUUUAUAAAUUUCGUUUUAACGAUUUAAAAAAAUAUUUUUAUGAAGUUUUAAUUGGAAAAGGACCAUAUCUGACUAGAUCUGUGAAUAUUCUUCAUGUUCUUGGAUCAGUGACAGCCCUUUGCUGUGUAGAUAAAAAGGGAAUUUUAUCUUGGCCAAAUCCUACAGCUGAAAAAGUUUUCUUUUUGAGAAACUCUAAUAAAACAAAAUCUUUAGAAAGUCUGAAUUCUACUCCACAAAAAGCUUCUGUGCAAUGCUUACAAACUCAUAAUGAUUCGAAUGAAAGCAUUCCUCCUAAACCUUUUUUAAAAGAAACAACAUCUCAAACCACAGCCGAAGUGUUAGAUUUGACUCAUGAUCAUUCUACGUCUUUUAGGUUACAGUUUGAUGAUCCAUCUUGGAAGCAAUUUUUAAGUUCUUUAAAGCCUUUAGGUUUAGCUAUUUUAUUAAAUACCUGCAACAUGGCCACUCAGGAACAUUAUGCUCAGUUUUAUUCUCAUAUAACUUGUGAAGCUAUUCAUAAUGAAGAUUUAGUACCCGUAACAAACAGACGAUGUCUUUGUGAAUUAGCUAAGCAAAUCGGUUUUAUCGAUCAAGCUCAAGACAUAUUCCAUUUAGAAGAACAAUUGUGUACUUUUAAACAUGUGCAAACGGAUUCUGUCAGAAGAGAUAUAAAGUUUGCAAGACAGCUUUCAAUUUCUACAAAAUUAAAAUUUCCUUUCCCUCAUAUGAUGGCGACUGUGGUGAGAGAAAAAAAGUCUGGAUGUUUGCAAUUAAUGAGUCAAGGUACGGCAGAAGUUAUUUUAGAUUCUUGCGUCGAAUAUUGGGAUGGACACGAUUUGUAUCCUUUAACUCCAGCCGAUCGAAAAAAAAUUUUAGAUUUUUACCAAAGAUCCAGUCUUACUGCUUAUUGUACAGCUUUUGCUUAUCGUCCGUUAUCUAAACGUGUCUGUUCGAAAUUAUCUCAAGUAUACUUGGAGCUUCCCGUAGACAGCAAACACCUUUAUUUGCCGUACAGAAGUCCAACUCCGAUUGCAGCCAGUGUUAUGGAUAGUAAGUGGAAAGACGUUAAAGAAGAAGAGGAAACAUCUGACGUGGAAGGUUGUUUCGAACUUCAAUGCAAUCAAAUUUUUAUUGGAAUGGUCACGAUGCAAUAUCAAGCUCAAAUUGACAUUGUACAGUUGAUUGAACAAUUGGAAAGAGCUUGCAUACGUUUUGUACAUUUCAGUAAAGAAAACGAAUUAAGGUCUAGGGUUUUUUCGGAAAAAAUGGGAUUGGAAAGCGGUUGGAACUGUCAUAUAUCAUUAUUGAGUGAAAGAAACAGAUCAGAAAGCGGACAAUCAGAUUCCUGGGUCAAUUUAUCAUUACCUCGACGUUCACGAUUAUCCUCGCCAAUAUCAUUCGCGCCAAAUUCUCAGGGUAAAAUACAAUAUCCUUUAAUCGACCAAGAAGUACAGGAAACAAAUGCUUUUCGUACCAAUUUGGCAUCAUCUCGAGCCAUGAGUUUUUCUGCUCCCAGCGCCAUUAAUACGGAUCUUUCGACCGUUAAAUUUGACGGCGGUGAAACGGAUAAUUACGCAAUGGCGGCGGAUGACGGUGACGAUCCGAAAUUUCAUAAGAGAGAAAAGCGAGCAUCCGAAGAUAGUGUAUUAGUACAAAGUGGUGAAUAUAAUUCCCAACCUGAACCUUGGAGAUCUUUAAGUUGUUUAACGGAUUCAACUGAUCAAAGCGUGCCUGUAAACUUUGAUAUUUGGAAUAGAGCAAAACUUCCAAGGGGUGUUGACAACAUUAGACCACAUUUGGAUUUAAUUGAUAAUGUUCCACUUCUUGUUUCCUUAUUCACCGACUGUACUCCGGCAGUUACUAAAGAAAUGCUUCACAUAAUGCAAGACUACGGAGAAGUCGUUUGCGUUAUGGGAAGUUCUGCAAACAGCGAAAACAUUGGGAUUUUUAUGCAAGCGGAUGCAAGCAUUGCUGUGGAACCACUUUAUCCUCAAGUUUGUCAAAAAAUCCCUGCAUUUUCAGCCACCACUACAACUCCUUCCGGUCCUUCUCCCAUUGAAUUAAGCCGUACGUUAAAUUCGAUAGCAUGCGCUGUGAGUCUGAGAAGAGAAGAUCCUUUUAGCAUGUACCAUUUAAUAAUGGAAGCUCGUCAUUAUACUCAAUGUUUAAUGAAUUGUUUGCAAUUUUGGGUUUGCGCUGCUGUUUCACUUAGUCUCCUACAAUUUUUAGCCGUUCUUUUUAUGUUGCCUCCACUUUUUUCUAUUCAUCAAAUUUUAUUCAUUAGUUGUGCUUUGAUUCCCAUUUUAUCUGUGUCACUUGUUGCUCUACCAACUAAUUCACAGGUUAUGCAAAAAGCAACGGGAAAAAAUCAGUGUAAAAUCGACGUUGAGGUAUCAAUAUUCGUUUUGUGGUGUUACGGAUCGAAAAUUUUACCCAGCGUAUUUAUCAUAAUAAUUUUAUACUCUUCAACAAUGGCUUGCUUUUGCAACGAAAUAUCCAAAACGACCGCGGAUGGAUGGAAUUAUUAUCAAUUUACUCUUAUAUCGGUUCAACACCUUUGCGCGUUUUCAUUCGUUUUACACGUGGCGGCGACGUCGUCAAGUUUCGUUCAUAGAGAAUGUUCGAUUUGGCAAAAGCUUCCGACGAGUAAUUGUUUUUGGCUUUUUUCCGUUCUCACGGUUGUUUUACUUCAAGGAAUAUUUUCCAGUAUAGAAUUAUCAAAUGCUUCCUCUAACGUACCUCCGACCGAACAAAAUCGUUUUUCGCUACCCUGGUUCAUUGUUGCCAUCGUGAUACUCUCUCCUUUUCUAGUAUUUUUCAUAAACGAAUGCGUCAAAUGGCAAGAAAUAAAAGUAAAUAAAAGAUUUCAACGUCGAAAACGUCUCGAUUUCGGUACUAAAUUAGGUAUGAAUUCUCCGUUUUAA